This is a messenger RNA of Medicago truncatula (barrel medic), 1576 nucleotides long. Its product is annotated as protein SRG1. The coding region runs from base 205 to 1272 and encodes 355 amino acids. NCBI's taxonomy places the organism in Eukaryota, Viridiplantae, Streptophyta, Magnoliopsida, Fabales, Fabaceae. The transcript has 5 exons. The record is from RefSeq and is a predicted model, not a curated record.
GUGUGUGGCAGUCCCACUAAAAACACUAUGAUUUUUCAUUAUGAUAGACCUCAUUUCAUCUCAUAAGUUUAGUUUAAUAUUUGAUGAUACCAUUGCCCCAACUUUUCCAUUAUUAUUUUUCAAUAAAGAAAUCUCAUUUUUUGUUUUUCCAUCAUCAAUCAUCAAAUACAUAAAACAAAAGCAUUGGACUCAACUGUACAUCAAAUGGCUCUGGAGGCAUCCUCUAUCAUUGUUCCUUCUGUUCAAGAGUUAAUAAAACAACCAAUUACUGAGAUUCCAGAACGAUAUUUCCAUUCAAAUCAGGACACUAUUGUUGUAACUAACACAACUUCUUUACCACAUGUUCCUAUUAUUGACCUGCAUAAAUUGUUGUCUGAUGAUUCAGCUGAGCUAGAAAAGCUCGACCAAACAUGCAAAGAAUGGGGUUUCUUCCAGCUGAUUAACCAUGGAGUCAACACUUCACUGGUUGAAAAUAUGAAGAUUGGUGUUGAACAAUUCUUCAACCUUCCAAUGGAAGAGAAGAAGAAGAAAUUUUGGCAAACACCAAAUGAUAUACAAGGAUUUGGUCAGUUGUUUGUUGUAUCUGAGGAACAAAAGCUAGAAUGGGCAGACAUGUUCUACAUUAACACUUUACCAUUGGACUCAAGGCAUCAACAUCUAAUUCCUAGUAUUCCCACACCAUUCAGAGAUCAUCUAGAAAAUUAUUGCUUAGUGGUGAAAAAGCUGGCUAUCACAAUAAUUGGUCGUAUGGAGAAAGCUUUGAAGAUCAAAAGCAAUGAACUAGUUGAGUUAUUUGAUGAUAUAAAUCAAGGAAUGAGGAUGAAUUACUACCCUCCAUGUCCCCAACCAGAGAAUGUCAUUGGACUAAAUCCUCAUUCUGAUAUGGGUAUGCUAACCAUCCUUCUUCAAGCUAAUGAUAUUGAAGGCCUUCAAAUAAGAAAAGAUGGACAAUGGAUUCCUGUUCAACCCCUCCCUAAUGCUUUCGUCGUCAACCUUGGAGACAUGUUGGAGAUAUUUACGAAUGGAAUUUACCGAAGCAUUGAGCAUCGAGGAAUAGUGAAUUCAAAGAAGGAGAGGAUAUCCAUUGCUACAUUUCAUAGGCUUAAUAUGAGCAGAGUUAUAGGUCCAACACCAAACCUCAUUACUGCUGAAAGAUCUGCUUUGUUCAAUCCAAUUAGGGUGGCUGAUUACAUCAAGGGAUACCUUUCACGCCAGCUAGAAGGGAAAUCAUACUUGGAUGUUGUAAGGAUUCAAAAGGAGAUGGAUAAAUAAUUUAAGUUUAUUUAUAGGAUUGUUCAUGACAAUAAAAAAAUGCAGAACUAGAGUAAGAAGAAAAGUAAUGCAACAAAUGGGGACAAUGUGCAACAAUAUUGUUGCAAUGAAUAUGUACUUGCUGUUUAAAUUUCAUACAUCGAAUUUUACUUUACAUAUACAUAUAUGUAUUGUUGAAUUGUAGUUCUCUAAUAUUUGCAUAUGAUGUGAUGCAAAACAUACUAUAGAAUGUGGCUUCAACAAGCAUUAAACAAUGUCUGUAUGUCUUAAAACGAAAUAUAUUUAUUUCUUGCAAUCUGAGAAA